Messenger RNA from Arabidopsis arenosa, 328 nucleotides. The record is from the annotation of a GenBank genome assembly. NCBI's taxonomy places the organism in Eukaryota, Viridiplantae, Streptophyta, Magnoliopsida, Brassicales, Brassicaceae.
AGGUUUUGAUUCGAAGAUGUGAUUGCAAAAUGAUGAAGAACAAUUCAAUUGAAGACAAUCUAGGCGAGAACGAAGAUCCAAUUUAUCCCAUGAAGACCCGAAAACAACCUAUCCGAUCUAAAUGUUCAUUUUGUCUCGAUUCAAAGCGGAGUCGCAGCCGGGAGAAACCAACCGAGGAAGAACAAUCUCAGUGAGAGGAAGAUCACUUCUCCGUUGCAGUCAUGGGUCAAAUGCAUAGUAGAGGAAAUUUGGAAUGAUUUGGUUAGUCAUUGACUCUGAUUUUAUUGAUGUCAUUUUUGUGAUAUAUUAAGAAAUGGUUGUUGAUCGU